Molecule: messenger RNA, 2436 nt
Organism: Hirundo rustica (Barn swallow)
Lineage: Eukaryota; Metazoa; Chordata; Aves; Passeriformes; Hirundinidae
Gene: LCMT2
Product: leucine carboxyl methyltransferase 2
Exons: 13
Coding region: 48-2216 (722 amino acids)
Biological process (GO): wybutosine biosynthetic process; tRNA methylation
Molecular function (GO): tRNA methyltransferase activity; protein binding
Source: RefSeq, a predicted model, not a curated record
GCUGCCGCGGGGAGCGGCCCGGGGAGCGAGAUGAAGCGGAGGCUGGGAUGGAGAGGGAUUCGACGGCGGCGGGCGCUGCCGCCCCCUCCCCUCGGAGCCCUCUUGGGGCUGUCCGGCCCCGCCAUCCCGCGUCGGGGGGUCCGUGCGUUUCUCGGGACGCGAUGUUGGUCGGAAGCGGCAGCGCCGUGUCAUUGUCCCGGCAGGUCCAGAGCACCGGCGGCAGCAGCGCCGUCAGCAAGUGCUCGGCGGCAGCGCGUGGCUAUAUCCAGGACCGGUUCCUGCGGCUUCUGGCGGGACGGCGGAGGCGGCGAGCGCCGCUUAUUCACCGGGGUUAUUACAUCCGUGCCCGUGCUGUAGAUCACUGUGUUCAGGACUUCCUGCUGAAGACACAAAGCCUACCCAGGACGCAGAUCCUAUCUUUAGGUGCUGGCUUUGAUUCCUUAUACUUCCGUUUGAAGGAUAUGGGUCUUUUGCGUCACACUGUGGUAUACGAGGUAGAUUUCCCAAAUGUGGCAUGCCAAAAAGCUACUCUGAUCAAAGGAAUGAAAGAGUUGUCAGCACUGGUGGGAGACACUGGAGGGGAAGGAUUAGGAGCCAUUGCCUUUUCUGGAGAGGAUUAUAAAUUACUGGGAGUGGAUUUAUCAGAGCUGUCUGAUCUGGAGAGAAUCCUGGAGGAAGCAGGACUGAACAAUGAAAUCCCCACCCUCUUCAUCGCAGAGGUGGUGCUCACCUACAUGGAGAACACCAGGUCAGAUGCCUUGAUUCAGUGGGCAGCAGAGCAUUUCCCUCAGGCAUGCUUCGUGGUGUACGAGCAGGUGCACCCAGAGGACGCCUUUGGACACGUCAUGCAGCAGCAUUUCAGCCAGCUGAGCACUGCACUGCACUCACUGGCACAGUACCCUGACUGUGAGGCACAGCAGAGGCGCUUCCUGGGGAAGGGCUGGACUGAGUGCAGUGUCAUGGAUAUGAAUGAGUUUUUCACCUGUUGUAUUCCAGAAGAUGAGCAGCAAAGAGUGCAGACUUUGGAGCCUUUUGAUGAGUAUGAGGAGUGGCAUCUGAAGUGUUCUCAUUACUUUGUGUUGGCUGCAUCAAAGGGGAUGGAACCUUCCUGGACUCCGUUGUUACCCAGUGUGACAGUUCCCCAUCAAGCUGGUCCAGUUGGGAUGGCUGGGAGUGUCCCUGCAGCAGUAUGUGCAAGGCUCUCAGGAAUUCCUGGCUUGAGACGUUAUGGUCACCACUCUGUUCUUAUAAAACCCAACGUGAUUCUUACCACGGGAGGCUUUGGGGAGGAGGAUGGACAACACUGCCGCAUGAGAAAUUUCCACGUGCUGAGUAAGCAGGCAGGCUGCUGGGAAGCUGCCUGUGUAACACAGAAUAUUCCUGAUAAAAGAUGGGGUGAGAGGUUGUACCAUACUGUGUCUUGUGUCUCGGACACUCUGGCCCUGGUGGUAGGAGGACGAACAUCCCCAUCGAGUGCAGGCUUGGGAAUGUUGUGGCUGAAGUUCCCCAAAACCUGUAAUGCUUCAGGCCCAGAUGAUGUUGCAGUGGAGCUUGUAAGUCUGCCAGCUGCUGCUGAAGCAGCACUUCUACGUUGGAGACACAGCACGACUGAAAUGACAUUCAAAGGUGAGCAGUACCUGUUUGUGUAUGGUGGCCGUUCUGCUCUGGAGCCUGUGCUUGGGGAUUGGUAUUUCCUGCACACUCCAGAACUCUCCUACACUGCGAUUGCUGUUGAAGGUGCACUUCCAGAAGGCCGCCACUCCCACAGUGCCUGCAGCUGGGAAGGAGGUGUGCUGAUUGCAGGAGGUCUGGGAGCAGCUGAGCAGCCCUUGGGUUCAGUUUUCCUUCUGAGGGAGCUUGAACAUGGCUUUCAGUGGCAGACAAUAGAGACACACCCUCCUCUUGUCCCAAGGUAUUCACAUACUGCACAUGUGCAUGAUGGAAAGCUUCUGCUUGUUGGUGGAGUGUGGUUUCAUGCAUCAUCUGUGCCAGGUGUCACUGUCAUUGACUUAGUGACUGGUCUCUGCUUGGACUAUGUGAUUAAUGUGGAGCACCUGGAGUGGCCAUUAAUGCUGCAUAAUCAUAGCAGUAUCUUUCUGCCGAAUGAGAAGGAGCUGUUGGUUAUUGGCGGUGGUGGAAAUUGCUUCUCCUUUGGGACACACUUGAACCCAGAGCCUGUCUGCCUGAGCCUCAGCAGCAUCUUGAUCAGUCACUGAGUGGGACCAGGCAGGACUGAACCGUACUACGGCACUGUGGGGAGACAUCUAUUCACUCUAGGUCCAAAAGCAGCACGAUAUUUUCCCAAAGGCUUUGCAUCCAGAAUGCAUAUAUGAAGGUGGGAUCAAGAGGGACAGUUACAGCAAGGAAUUCACACCUCACUGGCUGUUGGGCUUUUAUGGCUCUUUGUGUUGCUGUAAAUAAAGUACCUCAAAAGCA